AGGAGAGAAGGAGAAGCUGACACACAGACUAACACAACAGCCGGAGACACGCGGAGCAAAGCGAGUGAAGGGACAGACGUGCACGAGGGACAAGACAGCCGGGGCGAGCCUGGAGAGCCCGGCUCUGGGAUGGCAGAUUCGUGCAGGAACCUCACCUACGUGCGGGGCUCGGUGGGGCCGGCCACCAGCACCCUGAUGUUCGUGGCCGGCGUGGUGGGCAACGGGCUGGCCCUGGGCAUCCUGAGCACGAGGCGACCGGCGCGCCCCUCGGCCUUCGCGGUGCUGGUCACCGGGCUGGCGGCCACCGACCUGCUAGGCACCAGCUUCCUGAGCCCGGCCGUGUUCGUGGCCUACGCGCGCAACAGCUCCCUGCUGGGCCUGGCCGGGGGCGGCCCCGCGCUGUGCGACGCCUUCGCCUUCGCCAUGACCUUCUUCGGCCUGGCGUCCAUGCUCAUCCUCUUCGCCAUGGCGGUGGAGCGCUGCCUGGCGCUGAGCCACCCUUACCUCUACACGCAGUUGGACGGGCCCCGCUGCGCCCGCCUGGCGCUGCCCGCCAUCUACGCCUUCUGCGUCCUCUUCUGCGCGCUGCCCCUGCUGGGCCUGGGCCAGCACCAGCAGUACUGCCCGGGCAGCUGGUGCUUCCUGCGCAUGCGCUGGGCGCGGCCCGGCGGCGCCGCCUUCUCGCUCGCCUACGCGGGCCUCGUGGCGCUGCUGGUGGCGGCCAUCUUCCUCUGCAACGGCUCCGCCACCCUCAGCCUCUGCCGCAUGUACCGCCAGCAGAGGCGCCACCAGGGCUCGCUGGCUCAGCGCCCCCACACCGGAGAGGACGAGGUGGACCACCUGAUCCUGCUGGCCCUCAUGACGGUGGUCAUGGCCGUGUGCUCCCUGCCUCUCACCAUCCGGUGCUUCACCCAGGCCGUCGCCCCUGACAGCAGCAGCGAGAUGGGGGACCUCCUCGCCUUCCGUUUCUACGCCUUCAACCCCAUCCUGGACCCCUGGGUUUUCAUCCUUUUCCGCAAGGCGGUCUUCCAGCGACUCAAGCUCUGGAUCUGCUGUCUGUGCCUUGGGCCUGCCCAUGGUGACUCGCAGACACCUCUUUCCCAGCUCGCCUCAGGGAGGAGGGACCCAAGGGCGCCCUCCGCUCCUGGGGGAAAGGAGGGGAGCUGGGUGCCUUUGUCGGCCUGGGGUGAGGGGCAGGUGGCACCCUUGCCUCUGGCACAGCAGUGCGGCGGCAGUACUGUGGGAACAUUGUCCAAAGCAGAGGCCAGUGUCGCCUGCUCCCUCUGCUGACAUCUCGAGCCGACCCUGUGAUCUCUGCCCUGUCUUUGAGGGACAGGAGCCGGAAAAUCAGGGACAUGGCUGAUGGCUGUGGAUGCUGGAACCUUGACCCCCAAACUCGGGGGCUGAUCGGCUGCUGUUUCUCCUGCUGCAGGGCGGUCGCUGCUGGCUCUGGGAGGAGAGUGAGGGACAGAGGAAACGUUUAUCCUGGAGCACAGAAAGAAUGGUUCUCUCAAAAUAGCCAGUGGCCUGGCCGAACUGCUCCAGGCCCUGGAUUCCCCAUCCAUCUCACUGUCUAAAUAUUUAGAAGGCAGAGAAGUUCCCAGCGGCUUCUGUACACUCAGGUCUGCUCCGCUCUGGGUACUGGCUCCCAUCUACAUCCACUUAGGGGGCCCAGCUGCCCACUCGAAGUCCCCAGGGGAUGGCCCUCCCCUCUCCCAAGCCACUCCAAGAGCCAGCCCCGCUCUGCUCCACAAAAGCCAGGGUUCUCGGAAAAACUCCCUGCCUUCCCUUGCUGCUGGUCCCCCAUCAGACUUGGGAGUCCUGGCACCCCAAAGAGGAAGGGGAGGCUGUGGCAUUGUGAGUGACAACACAGGUCAUGUGCUUGGUAAAGGGCCUGAGACAUUCCAUCUAGCUUGGUGGGUUGCGAGACGGGAACUGUGGGGGUGCAGGUGGCGGGGAGACAGAUGGAGAAGCUGGCAGAUGAAGGCUGGGGUCUGUGGAUUCCAGGGACUGGCCCCAGAAGGCAGACCUAAGUCCUGUACCUGUCCCUAGGGUCCUGAAUUAAUAAACGCCUCCUUACAGAGCCUGA
Molecule: messenger RNA, 2089 nt
Organism: Saimiri boliviensis boliviensis (Bolivian squirrel monkey)
Lineage: Eukaryota; Metazoa; Chordata; Mammalia; Primates; Cebidae
Gene: PTGIR
Product: prostaglandin I2 receptor
Biological process (GO): adenylate cyclase-activating G protein-coupled receptor signaling pathway; negative regulation of smooth muscle cell proliferation; positive regulation of cytosolic calcium ion concentration
Cellular component (GO): plasma membrane
Molecular function (GO): prostacyclin receptor activity
Source: RefSeq, a predicted model, not a curated record